This is a messenger RNA of Aspergillus steynii IBT 23096, 784 nucleotides long. Its product is annotated as putative ThiJ/PfpI family transcriptional regulator. The transcript has a single exon. The record is from RefSeq and is a predicted model, not a curated record. The coding region runs from base 104 to 784 and encodes 226 amino acids. NCBI's taxonomy places the organism in Eukaryota, Fungi, Ascomycota, Eurotiomycetes, Eurotiales, Aspergillaceae.
CUCCACAAGCAAAGUCAGUCUUCUUACAAUCUGUUCCAAACUCCCAAAACCACUCUCAACCCAAAAAAACCAUCAACCACAAUUCAUCCAUCCCAACGCCAAAAUGUCCACCACCACCACCGCCCCAUCCAACAAGAAAUACACCUUCGGCAUCCCCCUCUACAACUUCCAAGCCGUGGACGUCGUCGGCCCAAUCGACCUCAUCUACUCGACGUCCCGCGAGCUGCUCCUCGAGCUGGAAUCCACCGGCCUCAUGCCCCCGGACCUGGCCGACCACGCCAUCGACGUCGAAUUCGUCUACCUCGCGCCGACCCUGGAGCCCGUGAAACUCGCCUCAGGGCUGACCUUCAUGCCCACGGCGACCUUCGCCACCUGCCCGAAACUCACCUGCCUGCUUCUCGGCGGCCCGGGGCCUGAUUUCUUCAACCACAUCCCUGACUCGUAUGUGACGUUUCUGCGCGAGAAGCUCGAGGAAGUCGAGUUCUUGUUUACCACGUGUACGGGCGGGAUUGUGGCGGCUAAGGCGGGACUGUUGAAGGGGACCAGGGCGACGACUAAUUGGGAGUUUUUGGACCUCGCGAAGGCGGAGUGUCCUGGCACCGAGUGGGUGAAAGAGAGGUGGGUUGUUGAUGGGAAGAUUUGGACGGCGGGGGGUGCUUUUGCGGGCGUGGAUAUGUUUGAGUUUUGGUUGGAGGGGAAGAGAGGGGAGGCGUUGAAGGAGCUGGGCAGAAGGGCGUUGGAUUAUCAGCCGAGGGGUUUGGAUGGGGAGAUUUUGAGGGAUUAG